UAGUUCACUCUUCGUCCCAACAGCAGUGAUCCAAGGAGAUCAGAGCAUUGAAACCAAAGCCAAAAUGAAUCUAACCAUCUCAGUUUUAGUGGCUUGCCUUCUGGCAACUGUUAGUGCCAAAAUUAGCCCGGGACCAUGUCCUCCUAAGCCAGAAACCAAACCAGACUUUGAUGCCACCCAAUACAUUGGAGAUUGGUUUCAAGUCCAAGGUAUUCCCAACUUUUUUACUCCUGACAACUCCUCGUGCAUUCGUGCUUCCUACGGAGAUCUUGGAGACGGGACCAUCAGUGUCCACAACGUUCUGACCUACCCGAAUGGGCUCUUCGGAGAGAUUUGUGGUUCGGCGUAUGCUCCCAAUCCUGAAGUCCCCGGAGAACUUCUUGUACUUUUCCCAUUUUCCUUCCCUGGUCAGUAUUUGGUUUUGGAUACAGAUUACGAGAACUGGUCUGCCGUUUAUGCUUGCGUUGAUUUACUCGACGAGUUUAAGUUUGAAUACACUUGGCUUUUGACUCGAGAUCCUGAGCCUUCCGAUGAAGUUAUUUCUACUGCCUUGGACGUGUUUGUUUCCAAAGGAAUCAGCUUGGAGGAUUUUGAGACUUAUCAACAGGGACCUCAAUGCGUGUAUGAAGAUCCCGAAGUGCCCAGUUGUAUUGAUACAUAGUGCAAAUUGACCUAUCAUACGCCAAUAAACAUGAUCUAAUUACAGUAAA
Tigriopus californicus is the source of this 710-nucleotide messenger RNA. RefSeq names its product apolipoprotein D-like. Bases 65 to 661 code for a protein of 198 amino acids. The record is from RefSeq and is a predicted model, not a curated record. NCBI's taxonomy places the organism in Eukaryota, Metazoa, Arthropoda, Copepoda, Harpacticoida, Harpacticidae. Gene Ontology annotation, molecular function: pigment binding. The transcript is spliced from 4 exons.